AUCUUCGAAUGUUAUUUUUACCAGUGACGUCAGGAAGUCUACAUUCCAUAAGAUGACGUCAUUUUCACAAAACAUUUUAAUUCAUUGUAAACAUUACUGGUGUCUAAGUGCGUGUCACAUUGGAAUAAAGACUGCAUUAAAAUUACAUUUAAGGAAGAAUCAGAGUAGAAGAAAGCACCAUGGCGUGUUCGAGAACAACGGCAGGGAAUGUGUUCGUGUUCGUAGGAGCGUUGUUCCACGCCACAGCCAUGUUCACACCCUGGUGGAUUAUCACCCCGGUCGUUUACUACGGGUUGUGGCAAUUCUGUAGUAGACUGACUGAGAGUGUCAGCUGUCAGUCUAUAUCCUUAGAUCUUUCUGCUGAUAUAGUAACAGACUCGAUGAAGGCGUCUCAAGCUAUGGCGAGUUUGGGAUUGAUCAUGACCGGCCUGGCAGUCCUCUUUACUAUUCUAAACGUGUGUCGAUCGAUGAAACUAAAGGUGGCGGGUGGCUGUAGCAUUUGUGCAGGUAUUCUUGUCUUAAUCGGUGUCGCCAUUUUCGGUGUCAGUAGGAACUCACUCGGAUUGUCUUCCGCGUUGAGUUAUGCGUUUGGUUUGGAGGCAGCCGCUGGACUUGUCUUGUGCAUAGCCGGUGGUAUGCAGGUCUCCUGACUGUACUAAGAGUGGCUACUUGUGUCAGUUUGACUGUUUUGAUAAUAGCGCGAUCGUUAAAAUAGUGUUGUGAUAGUAUUGCAAUUACUCAGGCCAUAAUGUAGGAUUUUAAAAAGAAGUAACUUCUCCCUUCCCAGAAGAAAGGAGAGAAGUUGGAAACAUGUGUGGAUUUCGGCAAAGAAAACGUUCGUUUCGUCGGCAAGAUUAGGGCAGGAUUAGUGAAGGUACUGUUACAAUAGUAUUGGAAUUCGUUUCUAAUCAACAGACUAUAACUUUGAAUACAACUUUCUUUUUAAUGUUUACUGUUUACGCUUGUCUGUCAAUACAUAUGUGUACAUUUUAUUACUAAGAACAUACCCUUAGCUAUUGGAAAUACGUUAUGAUUAAACAUUCUUUAAUUC
Messenger RNA from Gigantopelta aegis, 1051 nucleotides. RefSeq lists its product as uncharacterized. The coding region runs from base 180 to 650 and encodes 156 amino acids. Gene Ontology annotation, cellular component: membrane. The transcript is spliced from 4 exons. Lineage: Eukaryota; Metazoa; Mollusca; Gastropoda; Neomphalida; Peltospiridae. The record is from RefSeq and is a predicted model, not a curated record.